This is a messenger RNA of Stegostoma tigrinum, 6545 nucleotides long. RefSeq names its product ral guanine nucleotide dissociation stimulator-like 1. The record is from RefSeq and is a predicted model, not a curated record. Gene Ontology annotation, cellular component: plasma membrane. Gene Ontology annotation, biological process: positive regulation of GTPase activity; Ras protein signal transduction. The coding region runs from base 4610 to 6439 and encodes 609 amino acids. NCBI's taxonomy places the organism in Eukaryota, Metazoa, Chordata, Chondrichthyes, Orectolobiformes, Stegostomatidae. The transcript has 19 exons. Gene Ontology annotation, molecular function: guanyl-nucleotide exchange factor activity.
ACUUUCUCUCACUGUUAAGGUGCCUACUCAUGGACUUAGGGGAUCCAGGUACAUGAUUAUUUGAAGUUUCCAUCCCAUUUAAACAGUGGUUAAACAGUCUUUUGGCACGGCAGCCUUCAUUGCUCAAUUGUUUCAGUUUCGGAGUUGGGAAGUCAUAUUGAGGUUGCACAGGAUGUUGAUGAGACCUCUUCUGGAAUACAAUGUGCGGUUUCUGUCACACAAUUACAGGAGGCAUAUCAUGAAGCUGGCGAGCGUUAAGAAGAGGUUUACCAGGAUGUUGCCUGGUAUGGAAGCUUUGAUUUAUAAAGAAAGGUUGGAUAGACUUUGACUUUUCUUGCUGGUGCUUAGGAGGUUGAGAGGCGGCCUGUUAGAAGUUCAUAAAAUAAUGAGACAUGUAGAUAGUAUGAAUUGUGGUCGUCAUUUCCCAAGGAUGGGAGAUUUCAAGACUAGGGAAUGUUUUUAAGUUGGGAGGAGAUAAUUUAAUAAAAAAAAAUGCAAGGCAGAACUUUGCAGUGACUGUGAACAAAGCAAUGGCAAGUUCCAGCAGAGAAACAGGUGGCAAAGAAACAGGUGACAGCCAGGCAUGUGAGGGCUAAUGUGUUUCGUUUGCAAGUGACAUUCACCGCUUCACAAAGUGGAGAACGUUGAAGUACAGCAGCGACGGUGAUUAUUUUGCAGGAUAUUCACCUUGCAAAUGGUUUUUCCGCCAGUAUCCCUGAUUACAUCGCAAUCGACAGGAUGAAAGCUGCAGCAAGACGUGUGGAGCCAGUGGUGUAAUUGAUACGGCAUCUGAUUUUGAAUUGGAAGUUUGGAAUAUUGUAUCCUCUCUCACUCGAGUGAAGUUGACAGCUUUUCUACCCUUGCAAAUUGACAGACACUCCCGAAGAGGAAUGUCUGGCCAACGCUGUUUUUGUCAGGUUCCCAGCAGCUUAAGUGAAUGGAUUGCUGGGUUUUGGAAAUUGAAAAUUGAAAUUAAAAGGUAAAUGAGUAACUUGAGUGUGGGGCUACUUCAGCUCAUUGUAUAUUUCAUAUCCCACCUCAUGGCAACAGUACCCAUUGUCAGGAGAAACUGCAUGUGUUCCACACAAAGCUGCCUUUUGCUGGGAAACCUUGUGUACAGCAGGAGAAGCGGGUAGAACACUGUGUGUAUAAGACUGACACUGAGCCACACAUUAAACGGUAAAGAUAACAAGUAAAGUUGGAAACUUGCUCGCCCAGCUGGCUUGUUUUCGUUCAGACUUUUCGUCACCACGCAAGGUAACGUCAUGAGUGAGACUUCCGAAGAAGCGAUGUUGUUCUCCUCCACUUGAAAUUUAUCCUGCCCGGUCUGUUCUGGCAACUUCUGUCAUUUCGCAUUCUGUUCUGUAUGGGUUGUAUAUGGGGUCCAAUUCUUUAUGUUUGCCGACUGCAUUAUGGAUUGAGAACCAUGCCUCUAGGAAUUCCCAUGUGUGGCUAUGUUUGGAUUGCACUACUACGGUUAUGUUGUCCCAGUUAAACUGAUGGCCUUCAUUAUCCGGGUGUACUGAUAUUAGGGAAAGUUUGUCAUGUCAUUUUGCUGCCGGCUGAUGUUCAUGUACACUGACGGCUAGUUUCCUUCCUGUCUGUCUGAUAUAAUGUUUGUGGCAAUCGUUGCACAGUAUUUUGUAAACACUGUCAGUUCUGCAUGUCGUGGGUAUGGUGUCUUUAAUCCUUGAGAAUGUUUGUCGUAGCAUGGCUUUGGGCUUGUGUGCUACCGUAAUUCCUAGUGGUCAUAGGAGUUGUCAGUUCUGAUAUGUUCUUGAUGUGUGGCAGUGUGUCCAGUGUGUUCGGGCAUAAUGUGUCCUCUUCGUGUUGCUGUUUAGUCAGUACCUGUGGAUGAAAUUGCAGGGAUAGCCAUUCAAAGCGAAGAUUUUGUAUUGGUGUUCUUCCUCUUUCUGCAUAGUUCUGGGUCAUUGCAAUGAGUGGUGACCCAUUUAAAUAGUGUCCCAACACAGCUUAGUUUGUGUUCCACUGACCUGAGUUAGUUGCCAAAUUAAAAAUAUCCGAGCCCCUCAAGGCACUGACCCGAGUUGUGAUGUGCAAAGGACAACACACAAAGGAGGAUCCUUGUGUGAUUGAUCCAAUGUGAUCUGUAUGCCAGGGUAACAGUGAAGACUGGUCUUCAACACCCACAUUGAACCUGGCUCCACUUGGCCUCCAGUCACCUCUCACAAACUACCAUUGCCCUUCACUUUUCCUGACCUCCCCUCUAUUCUUGUUUUAAACUGAUUGCACUUCAGGCAGUUUCAGCUGGCAUUGCUGCUGUGGAACUGUAACAUGGAGUGAAUUGAUUUUGACUGAUCAAUGACAUAAUUCUGCUUCUCAAGAUCAGUCAAUAUUUCAGAUUUAUUACUUUAAAUGAUAACCAUGAACAGGCUACGACAGUGAAGGCACUGAAUCGUAAUCUCUGGACCAGCAGGAAAGAUCAGUUUAUGGCACUCAGGACACUGUCUGAUUCGGCCUUGCAUUCUCCCAACCUUCUGCACAUGAUGCCCCUCUGCUCUGUUGCGGUUUUGUUACGUCUUGAUAUAUAAUAGUCUCCAGUUAUCUAUUCUUUUGUUAUUUCCAAUACAUGAGACCCUCUUUCCAUGUCUUGUGCCUGGCUGCACAGCUCAGUGGUCAGAGCACUGUUCUCAGAAACAAGUGGUUGUGAGUUCGAGCCUGUGAUAGUGUUUGUGCAUCCCCUGCUUCAAAGGGCAAAAAGAGCCCUUUAAAAAUUAUCUGAAAUUAUAACAGUAUCAUUUCCUCCACAGACCAGAAAUAUGUGUGAAUUUCCACAUUGCUGUUUGUCCUUCCACUUGAGGAGGAGCAUUUGGAAUGGCAGGAAGCAGCUGGCAUCAGUGAUGUUUGGCUGGAAGUACAAGGUGAAGCAGGAAAACUGUAGGUGAGCAAUGGGGGAGGAGCACAAACCCAGGGCAUCCAUCAAAUACUUCCAUUUGUUGCUGUAAAUAGGUUCUAGUUUUGGAGUCUGGAGUGGGACAAUAGAGCCAAGUGAGUGAAGUUCUGCUUUCUGGGGGUUGCUCUCUCCGAAAGCCUCUGGCACUCUCGGUGGAAGGUGUCCUUGUUAGUUUCCUUCUGUGGGUGAAAAUGAGGUUCACUUCCCCGAGGGGGCAUGAGCACAGUCUUCACACCUCAAACUUCAGUUUUGCUUGUUGAUUCCUCAAAGUGUUGACCCAGAAACCCGCACAGCACACACUUCAUUGGGGAGACAAUGGCCUGAGGUUGUUAUCACUGGACAGUUAAUCCAGAGACCCAGAUAGUACUUUGGGGACUUGUGUUUGAAUCCAGUUGCAGCAGACGGCGGAAUUUGAAUUCAAUACAAACCUGGAAUUAAGCGUCUAAUGAUGAGCAUGAAUCUGUUGUCCUUUAAGGGAAGUAAAUUGGCAUUCUUGCUUACAUGUAACUCCUGACCCACAGCAAUGUGGUUGACUCUUAACUGCUCUCUGGACAUUUAGGAAUGUGUAAUAAAUGUUACCCUAGCCAGUGAUGCCCUCAUCCCGUGAAUGAAUUUAAAAAGUACGUCAGGAAUUCCUCCUGUAUGCAAUGAUAACUGAUUUGCUUUGCCCAAUCUUUAUGCAGACUGAAGUCACUGGACUCUUGAAGUCAGUGACCUUUUAUCAUAAUUAGAGCUCUCCCUUUCUGCUGGUGUCUUCAAUUUCCUUUUUAGUGCCUUCUGCUAAAAUUACCACACGAGUUAACUGGGGUGUAUAUACAUCGACCACUGUCAAUUUCUGUCCCUUGAUGUUUCUAAACUGUACCCAGACUCCAUUUCACCAGAACUAAUAUCCAUUGUCAUUACCAUAUUAAUUUUAUUCCGUAGCCAGUAAUGCUAACCUACCUCCUCCUUCUUGUCAGUCCUUCCAAGAAACUGAAUAUGCCUGGAGCCCAGCUUCAGACAUUGUAGAUAUUUUGGUUUCUGAUUUACCAAAACAUCCUGGAUUCUGGAAAAAUCUGAGUUCAGUAGAAAUUAGCAGUUGUAACACUGCUAUGUAAGAAAGAAGGAGGAGCAAAAAUAAGGAAUAAAGCCAGUUAACAUGAUUUCAAUCAGUUGGGAAAGUGCUUAAUAAUGUCUCUUCAUUAAGUAUGUUUCAGCAAUGCACUUAAAACAAAAAUCGUAUCAUCUGAUUAAAUCAACGUGGUCAAUCCAGAAGAAGACAUUCCAUGAUGGAGACAGGGCAGUUGCAGGUAAGUUCAAGGUCACCCUGGGGCCAGGCAUGUUUGACAAUUUCAUUCCUUUUUGAUAGUCAAACAAGUGAGGUCGCAAAGAGGAAACCAACAGCUGCAUAACACCUGGAUUCCCAAGAGGCAUUUUGUAGGGUGUCACACUGGUGGCUAAUAGAUAAGAGAAGGGCUCUGGAACUGAAGGUAAUGUAUGAGCAUGAAUAGAGAGUUGGUGAACAUGCAGGACAUAACAGGAAGUGUUGUUGUGACUGUGAUGAGAGGAGUGCAAAGGAUUCGAAGGUGAAUAUAAAGGUUAAAUUAACUUCAGGGAUGUUUUUAAGGGACUUUCAGGACAGAUGAGACCAUCCAUCCUCUUGACAGCUGACCAGCCAGUCUGGCCACCAAAUAAAUUAAUAGAUGUAUUGGUCACAUGUGGGCAGGCCUCCUGGUGCCUUCACCUCCAUGGGCAAUAUACCAGGAAGGCUGUUCAGGGAAGAUGGUGAAGAUGGGAAACUGCAUCCAUGACAUGAUGCCCACGUUUACAAACAAGCCCUCCCCACAUGACAACCGCGUACACGGAGAUGAAGUGGAAAACAGCAGGUUUGACGAUACUUCACCUUUCUCAUUCCUCAGACUCCAACCCACUUUGAUUCUGAAAGAUUUGACUGUUGUUUCCGGUCAGUCAGCUUGCCGAAGCAGUCAGAUUUCCGUCAUACUACUCAGAAUAAAAAUGGCAUCAGGAGAUGAGCUUCCAUCCCAUCUCACUGUCGAUACCCCCAACGUUCAAAUUCUUAACUCUGAGACCUCAAAAAGACUCGUCGAAAAUUUUGUAAUCGCUCUCAUGAACAAGGAGCGUUUCUACAUCCGCACAUUCUUUUCGACAUACAAAGCAUAUACCACUGCUGAAAGUGUGUUGUACAUCCUCCUGGACAAGUCUAAAACCUUUGACAGCCCAAACUCUGAGAAAGAUGAAGAACCAGGUUCACCAAAAGAGACAGCAACAAUUUCAAAUUCUGGAAAUGUUGACAGUGCAAAUGGUGAGGAAAAUGGAAGUUGUGUUUCUUCAGGAUCCAGCGAAAUAAUUGCUGAGUCUAAAACCUUUGACAGCCCAAACUCUGAGAAAGAUGAAGAACCAAGUUCACCAAAAGCGACUGCAGACAUUUCAAAUUCUGGAAAUGUUGACAGUGCAAAUGGUGAGGAAAGUGGAAGUUGUGUUUCUUCAGGAUCCAGCGAAAUAAUUGCUGACUGUGAAAGUGUUGAAUCCAAACACUGUCCGAAUUCUGAUGAAAUUCAGAAUUUAAGUUCACCGGAGAAGGGAGCGACAGUUAAGAAAAGCAUAGACUUCAACAGAUCAAGCUUUCUAGGAGAAUAUAAUUUCAGUCCUGCAGAAAAGGAAACACUAAUGAAAAUUGCUAUUCCUGAAAUUCUCGAAAUCUGGCUGGAGGAAUCUGCCGAAGACUUUCGUCAAGUUCCAACUUACUCUUGUCUCCGGAAGGUACUUUCCUACUUGAACCAAACAGUGCCAGGGUCAGAUGCUGAACACCGGGCCCAGAAACUCGUGAGUCGGUUUUUGGCGGAGGAAACAGCGGAGAAAGAGAUGUUCAAAGGCUACCGUAGAAGAGUCAGAUUCUAUGUGGGAGAAGAACACGACCAAACCAUCGAACAAGUUGACGAAAAGCUCCUGUCCUACCCAUCACGCUUCAUUGCAGAGCAGCUGACUUUUAUGGAUGCUGAUCUUUUUCGGAAACUUGUGCCCAGCCAAUGUUUAGGGUCCAUCUGGUCUCAACGAGGGAAGGAAGAAAAACAGCAUCUGGUAUCAACCGUCCAGGCCACCAUGACACAGUUCAAUAAUGUUACAAAAUGUGUCACCAGCACCAUAUUAAGACGUCAACAGUUGAAACCAUGGCAGACGGCUAAAAUCAUUGAGAAAUGGAUUGAUGUUGCCCAGGAAUGUAGGAUUUUGCAGAAUUUCUCGUCAGUGCAUGCUAUUACCACUGCAUUGCAAUCAAAUAGUGUGUUCAAUUUGAAGAAGACUUGGGCAGCCGUGUCAAAGAGCAGUAAGAUAACAUUUGAAGACCUUUCAAACAAUGAAGAAGAUAACUUUGUAGCAAGUAGAGAGCUGCUAAUGGAGGAUAUCGUUCAGGGAAUUGUGCCGUACCUGGGAACUUUCUUAACAGAAUUUUCAGCACUGGAUUCGGCUUUCCCGAAUUACCAUUCAAAUGGCUUGAUCAACUUUGACAAGAGACAAAAACUCCUCUGAACUCGAGAAACCGCCAAAGCCCAAAAAGAGUGUGUUUAAACGCCUCAGCUGCCUGUUUUCAAAGAGAGGUGUUAAAAUACACAACACUCAAACUAAAAGCUCUGAG